This is a messenger RNA of Lolium rigidum, 2799 nucleotides long. RefSeq names its product protein FAR1-RELATED SEQUENCE 5-like. Gene Ontology annotation, biological process: regulation of DNA-templated transcription. Gene Ontology annotation, molecular function: zinc ion binding. Bases 205 to 2652 code for a protein of 815 amino acids. The transcript is spliced from 7 exons. NCBI's taxonomy places the organism in Eukaryota, Viridiplantae, Streptophyta, Magnoliopsida, Poales, Poaceae. The record is from RefSeq and is a predicted model, not a curated record.
AUGAUAUUGUAUCAUUGUGCUUUGUUUUACUUGGUAAGUAUGUGUGCUUCUCCUUUUUAGAUUGUCUCCCGCCAAGCUUUGGCGGAAAGGCGUCAGCGUGGUGAUGGAGGUAGAUUUCUGGCAAGCGAAGGAGUGCAGCCUUCAGGGCAACCUUCAGAAAGGCGUUCCAAACGUCUUGAGAAGCAGAAUCCUAAAAAAGAAGAGAUGCCUGAGAGUAAAGAAGAUGAAAUAAUUGAAGCAGAGCCGGAUCCAGAAACUGAAGUAGUUGCUGGGCCUGGAGGACAGCCGAAAGUUGGAAUGGUUUUCCUGAAUGAAGACAAGGCCUAUGAGUUUUAUGUCAGCUAUGGUGGAGCUGCAGGAUUCAAUGUCCGAAAAGGAUGCUCCGAGAAAACAUCAAAGAAUGUUAGGAUAUCUCGGGCUUAUGUGUGUUCUAAAGAGGGAUUCCGCCCUAAAACUUUUACUGCCGAGCCAAAGAAACAGCGACCAGAAACAAGAACUGGCUGCCAAGCACACAUGACUGUUAAAAUCACAACUAGCGGCAAAUAUGUAGUGACUGAGUAUGUAGCUGAUCAUAAUCAUGAUCUUGAAGCACCCUUGGUGGACAUUCAGAUUGUGAGAUCACAUAAUUUAUUAGCAAAGUUACAGCAGCCGCCAGAUCCACCAAAAGUUGUUUUGAUACCAGAUGAUUAUAAAAAUUACAUUAGGACAAGGCGCACGAAAGAUAUGCAAUUGGGUGAUGCUCGGGCGAUUUGUGAGUAUUUACAGAGGAUGAAAGGCGAGAAUCCUUCUUUCUUUUAUUCCAUUCAGGUGGAUGAAGAAGACCAAUUCACAAAUGUAUUCUGGGCAGAUGUUAAAUCAAUGAUGGAUUAUAACUACUUCGGAGAUGUAGUUUGUGUUGACACAAGGUAUAGCACAAGUGAUUACGGUAGGCCUCUAUUGUUGUUCAUUGGAGUUAACAACCAUAAGCAGCCAAUCAUAUUUGGUGCGGCAUUUAUUUAUGAUGAAUCAGUUGAAUCUUUCAAGUGGUUGUUUGAAACAUUCAAAUCUGCUAUGAGCGGAAAGCAGCCAAAAACAGUUUUGACUGACCGCUCUACAUCAGUAAGGGAUGCAGUUGCUUCAGCUUGGCCAGGGACUGUCCACCGUUUCUCAGUGUUGCAUUUGUAUCAAAAUGCUACCAAGCUAUUAAGGGAUACAUUCCAAUGCUCAGAGACUUUUGCCCAUGAUUUUAGUAGGUCUUUGUAUGACUAUGAGGAGGAGGUGGACUUCUUAUCAAGCUGGGAAAUCCUCUUGGAGAAAUACAAUCUGAAGGAUAAUGAGUGGCUAAGUAAAUUGUAUGAGGAUAGAGAAAGAUGGGCUUUGCCUUAUGGGCGUGAUAUAUUCUGCGGGGCUAUUGCAGGCACACUUCGAAGUGAUAACACGGAUGCCAUCCUUGCAGAUAUUCUUAAAACAGAAAUUGAUCUUCCGUACUUCUUUAACAGAUAUGAUAGAUUUUUGGAGGAGAAACGUCUAGCUGAACAACAAGCUGACUACCUUGCUGUUCAAAUGACACAGAGGGUAGCACCUCUGCGUUUACUUUGGCAAGCUGCUAAUGCAUAUACUCCUACACUGUUUGAGAUGUUCAAGUCAGAAUUUGAAUUGAUCUUGGAUUGCAUGGUCUAUAACUGUGGUGAAAUUGGACCCAUAUCUGAGUAUGAGGUAACUGUCAAAAACAGGCCUCGGGCUCAUUUUGUUAGAUUUGACUCGUCACAAUAUAUGGUUGUUUGUAGCUGCAAGAAGUUUGAAACUGUAGGUCUUCCAUGUUGCCAUGUACUGAAAGUUCUUGAGAUCAGAAAUAUUAAAGAAAUUCCACCACACUAUAUUUUGAAAAGAUGGCGAAAGGAUGCUCAGAGUGAACCUUCAAAGGAGAAUUGUGGUUCUGCUGUUGUGGAUGAAGAUCCCAAGUUCUCCAUGUCUAAAAGGUACAACUCACUGUAUCGAACUUUAUAUAAAGUUGCAGCAAAGGCUGCAGAAAAUGUUGAAGCUCAUACAUUUAUGGAGAGCCAAUAUGAUCAGCUCCUGGAGCAAGUCGAGCUUGUUUUGCAAGCAAAGCUGCAUGAUAAACCUUCCUUAAGCACUAUCCUGAAAAGUCAUCAGCAAAAUUUGCUUCAGAACGAUACCACCAACAUUGAACCUCAAAGAGCAAGUACUAAGAAAAAGAAAAAUGCAGAGAUGCGUCGCCGGCAGCAAAGUCCUCUUGAAUCAAGUAAGAAGAAAAAGGGUAGACAAGGUCCAGUGGAGCUCGACGAUGCUGAACUCCCACUUACGGUGGCUGUUCCUCCCGCAAUAUCGAAUGACAUUCCAAAUCACAUUAGGACUCCGACCAACCAGUUUCUUGAACCAAGCCAUAUGAUGCAGGCACCUUAUGUCACACAGCAGUUCGGCCUUAACUCUCUUCAAGGAUUUGCUGGCAUGUCACCGUUUGGUCAGGAACCAUCACAUGUUCACCUUCAGCAACCUCAUCUACAACAACCACCCUUUCAUAGUGUUCCUCAAAUGCACGAGGCUCCCCCUCCAGAUAUCCAGUCAUUGCAGUUCCUUAGCAGCAAUACUCAGCUGGGCCACCAGACAACGGAUCAAGGCCAGUACACCAUCCCAGUCUGGGAUUUCCUGUGAUGUAGCAUGUGUUCAUGCCAGAAUGUAGAAACUGUAUUAUUCUAGCUGUAAAUUAUGUAACGAAAAAUAGUGUAGAAACUGAGCUAUCCUCCCUUCCCACCUUGUUUAUAUGAAUAAAAAUAUGGAGCAUUAGUUAAACUUGAACUG